UUCAUUUAUGAAAAAAGAAAAACUUGACAGUAAGAUAAUAGUAGACUGUCUUAACACUGCAAUGGAUUCCUCCGUGGAAAACAAUACAUAUAUAAACAAAAUGUGGGUUCAAUGUGAAAGUUGUUUGAAAUGGAGGUUGUUGUCAAGUGAGGAUGCAGCCAGAGUUGAUCACAAUGAAUCAUGGUAUUGCUACAUGAACACGGAUUCAAAAUAUAAUAAGUGCUCUAUUUCUGAAGAAGAUUUUCCUGAAGAGUCUCAGUUUCAUCGAAGUGGAUUUAAGAUUGUCUAUUCACAGCUACCUGUUGGUAGCCUGGUUUUGGUAACAUUGAAGAAUUGGCCAAGUUGGCCAGGGAUACUUUGCCCUGAUCCUUUUAAAGGUAAAUAUGUGACCUAUGACCUGGAUGGAAAUGUUGAACAGUAUCACAUAGAAUUCCUGGGUGAUCCCCAUUCAAAAUCAUGGAUAAAUGCAACAUUUGUUGGACAUUAUAGUAUCACAUUAAAGCCAGGAAAAUGUGAAAAUAAGAAGAAGAAGUGGUAUAUAAGUGCGCUACAAGAAGCAUACCAUCUUUAUGGAUAUUCUCCUGAGCAAAGAUUGGAAAUGUGCUGCCUAUCAAAACAGGAUAAAUCCAAAGCAGAUGACAAAAUUGCUGUCAUGGCCAACAAAAAGUUGCCAGUUUCCAAAAAUAAUACUGAAACGAAAAAGCCCAAAUUCAGAAAAAGGAAGAGGAAAGCUAUUUUAAAAUGCUGUUUUGAAAAUGUUUGUUCAGAUGAUGCCUUAUCAAAGGAAAAUAUGGUUGUCUCUGAGACAGAAGUUUUACUAAAAGAACUGGAGCAAAUGCUACAGCAAGCUCUAGAACCCACAGCAACACCCGAUGAGCCCGAAGAAGAACGUGGAGAGGAAAUAAAUACAGGAGAAAAGUUGCCUCAGUGGGGCCCUGACGCUCCUGCAAGCAGUCCAUUUGAAAACCAUUGUGAAGAGGACUAUGUUAUAAUUGACGGGAUAAAAUUAAAAGCUGGGGAAUGUAUUGAAAAUAUAACUAACAAGUUUAAAGAAAUCGAUGCUUUGAUAUCUGAAUUAUAGGGCCUUAUCAAUAUUUUCAAAAGGUAAUUAUAAAAACAAACUCAAAAACUUAAAAUGUUUAGUGAAAUAGGUAUGUAUUAUACCAAAGUUGAUAUUUGUAAUAACUUUCUACUUUAUAUUUUGAGGCUAUACAUUGUUUUGAGAUCCAAUCAAAUGAUAUUAAAGUUAAAGUUACAAUUUUAGAAUUUAAGAAACCCUAAUGUUUGUAGUUUGUUUUUCUUGUUUGCCCUAAGUUUAAAAUGGGUUAUGAAACUUACUGCAAAAAUACAUGCUUUACAAUGGUUAUUUAAGUCCUUUAUUCAAAUGUGGAUGUUAAGGUGGCUGACAAGUUAUUAUAUUUC
Eptesicus fuscus (big brown bat) is the source of this 1422-nucleotide messenger RNA. It is a transcript of the gene ZCWPW2, whose product is annotated as zinc finger CW-type and PWWP domain containing 2. Gene Ontology annotation, cellular component: nucleus. Gene Ontology annotation, molecular function: zinc ion binding. The transcript is spliced from 8 exons. The record is from RefSeq and is a predicted model, not a curated record. Lineage: Eukaryota; Metazoa; Chordata; Mammalia; Chiroptera; Vespertilionidae. Bases 8 to 1081 code for a protein of 357 amino acids.